Messenger RNA from Aedes aegypti (yellow fever mosquito), 4978 nucleotides. RefSeq names its product peripheral plasma membrane protein CASK (gene CASK). Bases 668 to 2176 code for a protein of 502 amino acids. Gene Ontology annotation, biological process: regulation of neurotransmitter secretion. The record is from RefSeq and is a predicted model, not a curated record. Gene Ontology annotation, molecular function: signaling receptor binding. Lineage: Eukaryota; Metazoa; Arthropoda; Insecta; Diptera; Culicidae. Gene Ontology annotation, cellular component: plasma membrane; cell-cell junction. The transcript is spliced from 11 exons.
UCGCUUCAGUUUCCGUUGCAUCUCGUCGGAGUACGGACGGGUGAAUAGACCCUGUCGUCGUCGUCGUGCGGUUUGUCAGUAGUUUUGGCGGGAAACGAAUAAAGUGAGAGCUACUCCCGAAGUGUGCCACGAGGCGUGUGGGUGGGCUCGUUAAGUGAUCAUUAUAAUCUAAUUAUUGUUUCCAUACAUUAGGGUGUAGUUUUUUCCCACUCUUGAGUGUGGGUGGUAAUGUUUUUGGGAAGGGACGUGUCGUGAUUGUGGUGUGUUGCGGCCCCAAAGUGGUUAAUUGUGUUGGGUGUGUGUGAAUGCUUACGAAACGGAUACCAGUUGUAAUUAUUUGUGAUGUUGUUGUGAGCACGAGCAAUUAGCAGAGCGCGGCAGAAGAGCAAUCCUUUUUAGUUCAUUGUGGAAUCGUUCCAUUCAAGAAUGGAACACCAGAAAAAAAAUCAUCUACAAAGGCGAAGCUGCUCACACACAGAGAAUGGGUUGUAAAAGGAUAAGGCGAUAAUCACCGAAGGAAACCACAGAAAGCCAUCAUUGGAGCAGAAACGGAUUACAUCGCGGAGAAAAAACUCGUGCUGGGCAGCGGUCGAAGAGAGAAAGGAGGCAGCAGAAGAAGGCGUCGCCGGUGGAAAAAAAGUUCGCAAAUGAGCAAACUUCAUGAAUUAUGAUAUUUGGAUUUUCAAUUAAAUUGAACAAGGUGAGAGAGGCUCUAUUACACACGCAUGACGUGGUAGCUAGAGAAGUAUACGGCGAGGAAGCGCUACGAGUAACACCACCACCGAUCGCACCCUACCUAAAUGGAGGCAACGACGAAAUCGACAACGGUGAUGCCGGCGACCUGCAGCACGUCACGCGCGUCCGGCUGGUGCAGUUCCAGAAGAACACCGACGAACCGAUGGGUAUAACGUUGAAGAUGACCGAGGACGGCCGAUGCAUCGUGGCCCGGAUCAUGCACGGCGGCAUGAUCCACCGGCAGGCGACGUUACAUGUCGGCGACGAAAUCCGGGAGAUCAACGGCCAACCGGUGCAGCACCAGACCGUUAGUCAAUUACAGCGCAUGCUGCGGGAAGCACGCGGUUCCGUUACGUUUAAGAUAGUUCCUUCAUAUAGAAGUGCCCCACCACCAGUUGAGCUAUUCAGGAUAAGACCAGCGCCUGUUUUAGUCGAUCAGAUUUUCGUUCGUGCCCAGUUCGAUUACGACCCGUUGGACGACGAGCUGAUUCCGUGCGCUCAAGCGGGGAUAGCUUUCCGAGUUGGUGAUAUACUACAGAUUAUUAGCAAAGACGAUCAUCACUGGUGGCAAGCCAGACACGAUGCAGCGGGCGGUUCAGCCGGUUUGAUUCCCUCGCCAGAGCUUCAGGAAUGGCGUAUUGCCUGUCAGUCGGCAGAUAAGACCCACAAGGAACAAGGAGAGGUAGGGCCCGGUUGCUCGGCACACGCAGAAGGAUGUGACGGAUCUACAGCAGUAAAUUGCUCAAUAUUUAGCCGUAAGAAGAAACAGUGCCGGGACAAAUACCUAGCCAAGCACAAUGCCGUCUUCGAUCAGCUGGAUUUGGUGACCUACGAGGAGGUCGUCAAGGUUCCAGUCGGUGAUCCGGCCUUCCAACGGCGAACUCUGGUCCUACUCGGAGCCCAUGGUGUCGGUAGACGUCAUAUCAAAAAUACCCUCAUAGCUAAGUACCCGGACAAAUACGCUUACCCCAUACCACACACCACCAGACCGCCCCGGCCGGACGAGGAAAAUGGCCGCAGCUACUACUUCAUAUCACACGACGAGAUGAUGGCGGACAUCCAGGCGAACGAGUACCUCGAGUACGGUACCCACGAGGACGCCAUGUACGGCACCAAGCUGGAAACGAUACGACGCAUCCACGCCGACGGCAAGAUGGCGAUCCUGGACGUCGAACCACAGGCCUUAAAAAUACUGCGCACAGCCGAAUUCACACCGUACGUUGUGUUCAUCGCGGCCCCGCUGCUGCAAAACAUUGCCGACUACGACGGCAGCCUCGAGCGUUUGGCGAAGGAGUCGGACAUGCUGCGCCAGGCUUACGGGCACUUUUUCGACCUGACCAUCGUCAACAACGACAUCGGCGAAACGAUAGCCACGCUCGAGAAUGCAAUCGACAAGGUGCACUCUACGGCCCAGUGGGUCCCGGUCUCCUGGCUGUACUGACAAGAUAGUGAGCUAGAAUGUCCGGCAUGUUUGGAGGAGGAAUGCGACUGCGAUUGUGACUGCGAGCUAGACCUUAAGUAGGAAAAAAAAAACGCUGAAGCAGCGAGCGAGUGUGAAUCAAGCAGCUAAUAACUACCACAUCAAGAAGGCAUCAACCAAUAUUACAACCACAUAAGCAGCAGCAGCAGAAACAACAGCACUAGCACUACUUAAGCCGAAUGAGAAUAAAAUUCAGUUACAAAAAAAAGAAAAAAAAAUACAAAAAAAAAGGUUUUGGACUCAGUAGUUAAGAAAUGGCCACCUUCACACAAAACAAAACAAAAUACACAGGAAAACUAUAAUCUUACAGAUACCAGAACGAAAAAAUAAGCAAAAAAUGUACUUGAUAAGCGCAAACACAAACCCAAGUAGAACCUUGGUUGACUACGAAAGCGAUACGUCUGAAUGGGGCAUGUUAAAUUGAAUCCACAAGUUACGAAUGUCUAGUUAUUGUUUUUAAAGUGAAGCAAAAAAAAAAGCAAACAAAAACACAGUAUAUCUAUCAUGUACUCUGUCAACUCGAAACUAAAACAAAAUGUCUGAUUUUAUAUCAAAACUUACAUUUAAACUGCACAAGGCAGCAUUUAGAGGAAACCCUCUUUUUACUUGUGAAAACCGCAGAUUGGAACCAUUUACCAUUUUCCAAUUCCGAAAGUCAAAACUUCAUUUAAGUUAAAUGUCAUUACCGUUAGUAGGAACAAAUCAAAAGAAUAAAAUUCACCCUCACUUUUGACAUUAGAAGGCAAACACAACUCAUCGAAUUUCGCGCACUGGAUUUGUUCCAGUUCAGUCGACUAGCAAGCAAGACGCAUACAUACAAAACAACGGCACAAACAGGAUGCACUUUCCAGGAAAAGCCCAACAUAUUCCCCAUACCGAAUACUGGAACCAGAGGAAAUAAAUAAACCGAAGGGUAACCUUACUUAAAAACAACAAAAUUAACUAGAAGGGAGAAAUAACGAAGUGAUAGAGACAAACGUUAAAAAAUAUGCGCAAAAAAUGGAUCGGAAUAUGGACAUGGUGAAACACGAAUACACAAACAUUCACAGAAGAAAAAAAAACGACGGUGAGGAAGGCAAAGCGGGAGAAAGAGAGAAAAUAUUAGUUAGACUUAAUACUAACCAAAAACAAAUGUUAACAUGAUUAUUAAUAAUUAAAGGUAACAGAAUUAUAAUUAAAUGAGAAUAAACAAUGGAACGCAGAUGAGAAAAGCUAAGCUAAAAACAAAUGAGAAGUAACAGUAAACUGGUAAAGAGUGAAACAUGGGAUGACAACCGCGGGAGAACUAAUGUAACUUUGAGCAUAAACAAAACAAAAAGUAAAUCAAGAGUGAACGGAAAUGAAAGAAUUACUAAACAAGUGGUUUGGAUUAGGAAAAUUAAAAACAAAGAACGUUACAUUGAUUGAUCUGUUAAAAAUCGUACUGUGUAAAGGAGAGGUAAGAAAAAAAACCAAACAGCGUUUCAACGAUGAGCGAACAUUACACAAACACACCGAGAAGAAAACAAAAUCACGAUUACAGCUUUUUUGUAGUUAAAACCACCAGUUGUUUAUUGAUUGGAAACGUUCUAAUGGUUGAAUAUGCUAGGGGAAGUGGUUCAUCUAAAAUGAAGAAGGGGUGAACUUAGCGUUGAGAAAAAGUAGAUUUUCUAAAGGAAACGAUUGAAUUUUCAACGAUAUGUUCAUCCUCAUUUAUCCACUUCUGCUAGCCUAUGAUUUGUUGAGCCUGGGCAAUGACGACGAUAACUACAGCAAACAAUAUAUUUUGCAAUACGCAAAUGUUUGAAUUUGUUCAAUGACAUCCAUUUUGCAAAUCUGACAUCUAUUCAAGUGGUUCAUCCGAAAUAAUUUUGUAUUCAAAAAAAAAAAAACAAUCUAUUUGAUCUUUAGCUGAAAGAAUUAUUUGAAAUGAAGACGUGAAAUCAAGAUAAAUAAAAAGAGUUGUUGGCAAAAAAUGUGUCACUUCCAACACAUUUGUGCCAACAACUUCUUUGUUUGUAUUGAUUUCACGUCUUUAUUUGAAAACAAUUCAUUCAGCUUUAGAUAGAAUAGUUUGUUUUUCAAAUCCAAUGUUGGUGAUUGAAAUUGUCUUACUUAUCUUCUUGUUGACAAUUUAUAUAAGUCAAUUUUAUUUUUCUAGAAACUAUAUAUAAUUUUGUAUACUUGAUUUAAAAUUACGUUCAUCUAAAACAGACAAAUCUAAUACUACACAAUCAACCAGCUUCACUCAUUCUCGAAGCUGUGUGAACUCAAAGAGCUUCAUAUUCACUAGAUCAUUGUCCUUCGGUGACAUGUUGUCAUCAAUCAGUUGUUGUUGUCGAAAGUUAUGUAUUUUCCGAUAAAGAAAAUCCAAUUAAGCAAACCCUGUCACAGAUGAUUGCCCAUCAACUUCCCACAGACCAGUUAAAUCGAAAAACACAUAAAUCCAAAAUCGCUAUUCCCAACUGUUUCGACAUAUUUAAUCGAUAGACAAAGGCAAACAGUUUAUAUAUUCUUAAAAUUCACAACCAUAGGACAAAGCCAGGCAAGAACUAAACGAAAGCUAGCAUUUUCAGAUUUGAUAAACACUAGAAAACAAAAAUACACUGAACAAAAUAAAAGCAAACAAAAACGCUCAAAAUGGGGAGGAAAAACCUUUCAACUGAAACUUGUGUACAAUAAAAGCAUACACACAGGGGCGCUACCGGAAACUAAAACAAUGGUGAGUUAGAACUUGUUUCAAUAGUUGUCUCGGGAAAAGAAAAAAAAAGUUAAAAAUCGAAA